Lycium ferocissimum is the source of this 744-nucleotide messenger RNA. RefSeq lists its product as uncharacterized. The coding region runs from base 137 to 448 and encodes 103 amino acids. Lineage: Eukaryota; Viridiplantae; Streptophyta; Magnoliopsida; Solanales; Solanaceae. The transcript has 5 exons. The record is from RefSeq and is a predicted model, not a curated record.
CUUCUGCUCUCAAAGGAGUUUCAAUCCAUCGGUUUUCUUUUAUCUUCUCAGGUUAAUCAUACAACAAAAGAAUAAAGCAGAUGAGGCAAGUCAUAAAGAAAGCAGAAGCAAAAAAAGAAAGAGCAGUGGUUUUUCAAUGUAUAAAGGGGUGACAAGACACCAUCAUCAUGGAAGAUGGAAAGCUCGUAUCGGCCGAGUGGUUUGGAACAAGGACCUCUAUUUGGGGCCGUUUAGUUGGUUAUGUUGGCGAGGAUGUAGAAUCUUUAUCGUACAAAUUACUCGAGGUACUAGCAGAUGCUAUUGCGCUAUAAAAAGUUCUGAUGUGUUGAUGAGAGUAGGUAGAGACUUCACAGAUCUUUGUGAAGGAAUGGUUCUAUUAGCAUAUUAUCUUAACUUUGCAGGUUCUGCAAUUAGAGCAUUUCUUAUGAAUCAAGUGCAUAGUUUUUGAAUGUUGCUUUAUUUUAACACUCAGUAAAGGGCUAUAUUUUAUUACCUUGUCAUGUUGAUAUCACUUUAUUUUAUCGUUUCAGGUCAUAGACUAGGAUGUUCAAAACUUGGCAUGUAGAAGACUUCAUUUUGAUCAAGCGUUGAAGAAAAUGUCGUGUCAUUUGUUAUCUAGUAUUGCAGCUAUUUGAUACACUAGUUAUUAGACACAAAAUGACACUAGCUACUGGAUCUAGUUAAAAAAAAAUUGUGAUGUUGUUGACACUUUUGAUAUUAUGGAUUACUUCUUGUUUUUGUUUA